CAGUCUGACACCCAGGAGAGCGACGGGUGCGAACGGGCUUCGGUGACCCAUGCCCGGGACCCCAAAGGGGUGUUGGUUGAGCGUGUGGUUUUAAGAAAGCCUCAGGACCAGGAAGGGGCCCUGGGAGGAGGCCUUUCUGGGAGCCCCUGGAACCUUCUGGUCCUAGAAGUGAAGCUAAACCACCACCUGGACUUAUGACCCGUGGCCUGACUCCUACGCUGCCCAUCGAGUUCCACAAGAUGGGCUCCUUCCGCAGGCCCAGGCCGAGAUUCAUGAGCUCCCCAGUGCUCAGUGACCUGCCCCGAUUUCAGGCCACUCGACAGGCCCUGCAGUUGAGCUCCAACUCAGCCUGGAACAGUGUCCAGACAGCUGUGAUCAACGUUUUCAAAGGGGGCGGCUUGCAAAGCAAUGAGCUCUUCACGUUGAAUGAAAACAUCAGGCGACUGCUGAAGAGUGAACUAGGAUCAUUCAUCUCAGACUAUUUCCAGAACCAGCUUCUGGCGAAGGGGCUGUUCUUUGUGGAAGAGAAGGUCAAGCUGUGUGAAGGUGAAAAUCGCAUUGAGGUGCUGGCCGAAGUCUGGGACCACUUCUUCACUGAGACCCUCCCAACCCUGCAGGCAAUAUUUUACCCCGUUCAGGGACAGGAACUGACCAUCCGCCAGAUCUCCCUGCUGGGCUUCCGAGACCUGGUCCUGCUGAAGGUAAAGCUGGGUGAUUUGCUGCUGUCACAGUCCAAGCUACCCUCAUCCAUUGUCCAGAUGCUGCUGAUUCUGCAGAGUGUUCAUGAACCCACAGGCCCCAGUGAGGGCUAUCUGCAACUGGAAGAGCUGGUGAAGCAAGUGGUUUCUCCCUUCCUUGGCCUCAGUGGGGACCGUGGCUGCUCAGGCCCUACAUUCAUGCUGGCUAGGCGAUAUUCCAGAGUCCGACCCAAGGUGACUCUCCUCAACUAUGGCCCUCCAAUGGCCACUGUCAGCCGGCCACUGAAUGAGAUGGCCUUGACGCCACUGACGGAGCAGGAAGGAGAGGCCUACCUGGAGAAAUGCGGCAGUGUGCGGCGGCACACGGUGGCCAACGCCCACUCGGACAUCCAGCUGCUGGCUAUGGCCGGCAUGAUGCACUCAGGCUUGGGGGAAGAAGCUGGCAGUGAGGACAAGUGCUUGCUUCUGCCACCCAGCUUCACCCCACCCCACCGGCAGUGCUCCAGCGAGCCCAGCAUCCCAGACAGUCCUGACGAACUGGAGGAGAUAGGCAGCGAGAGCCAGGAAGACUCGGAGCUGAACUGCGCUUCCCUCAGCUGAGCCUCCAGGAUUUCCCAGCUACUUCUGUGCAUGCAGGAGGAAGACAGCCCAACCCCAUGGAUGGCCAGGGGACUCUUCCUUUGGGCAAUGAGGCCUUAUUUCCUUUAGAACAGACCCGAUCUAAGUGCAUUUGGGGAAAACUCUUGUAAACCUCUUCAUUCUGGUGUUUGGGAUCAGCUCCUUACAAACACACAGACCUAACUGCCUAUUGUUUGCCUUCCCACUUCCAGCCUGGUUUUUCCAACUUAGAUCUUCAUCUCCAAGCUCUUUUCUCUCGUACUGGACUGCCUGAUGAUUCCAAUGAUAUAUCCCAGUGCCUCUGGCAUUAAUGUAGCAGGAGGUUGUCUGGAUCGUACACAAACCAAUUGAUAGUGUGCUGGGCAUUUGCGGUUCUCCUUCAGGCUCCUGCAGAGUCCUGUGGAGGAAAAGAGAGAUUUGUAUGGAAUUAAAGAACACUACAACUCCUGUCAUGCAUGGCGCUGGGAUACAUCCUCAUUACUGUAGUUUUAGAAUCACUGGGAAACCAUUCAUUAUUCCACUAGUGCAUGAUGGUCCAUCUCACCUACAUCCAGAUACUACUACUACAUGCUAUCUACACCAAAGCCUUUGGCCUGUGGCCCAAAAGAGCCAUGAGGCUAUAUAGCCCUAUCUGUCAUAAAGUCUUUGUAUUUCCCUCUCAAGCUUCCUCCCCAAAUCAAGGACUAAACUCCUUAUGGGUUGCUGGUGCCUUAAUCCUGCCCUUUCACAAACAGACCACAUUCCCAGAGGGGCUGGCUGACAUCUGCCAAGUAGUCUGUACCUGGAUUUGACUUGAAUUUCUAAAAUGUGUGUUGUUUCAAAAGAUUGUUUGCAAAUAUUUGCUCAUAGGGUCUUGCACUGAUCAUUUCCAAGGAGGUAAAUGUUCAAGUUCACAGACAAAUAGAGCUCCGAGAAAAGAAAUACUAGGAAUGGCUUGGAGCAAAGUAAUCUCUAUGGUAGAGAGAGGGUUCAUGUCCACCAGCCUCUAGGAGCAACUGGAGUUAAGUUGGGAAUGAUUUGCAUUUGUGUUAUGGUUUCUGAAAAGAAGCUGCAUUGGGCUGGCCCUCUGGGCAGAGGAUUGUGUUUUUUGGUUGAGGGAGACAAGGGAGAUGUAGGGAAGAUCUUGGACAGAGAUUUAAUAUCUAAACUGCUCUUUGAGACAGUAGGCUAUGGUACUGUUCUUAGUCCUUACCUAUAUAUCCCAAAGCCUCUGUUCCCUCCCGGUCUGGGUUUUUUUUUAAUCACCAUUAAGUCUCUAUCCUCUUUGUAUUUGUCUAUGCUGAUAACAGCUCCAGAAAAGGGAAGAGAGGAGCUUCUCUGUCCUUUCUGGUGGCCCAUGGUGGUCUUUGAGAUCCUGUUAAUUGUUGUAAGUUUUGUUGAUGAAAUCUCAAGAUAGAAACCACCUCAUCAUCCAAUAUUACUACAAAGGGGAAUGAGAAAGUGUGAGGAGCCAUGUAAACUGCCAGCAGAAGAAACCUAACCUCAUCUAAGUCCUGAUAUUUCUUUUCUGAGUGCAGACCUGCAUUACGACAAGAGUUGUGCUUUAGAUGACUUAUGACUUGGACAUUUUGUUUUUAAAAAGUUGUUUCAAUUUCAUCCUUCUACAAGAAUGGUGGAAUGGAAACAUCCAAAGGAGAUCUCUUGAGAGUUGCAAACAAAGAAAUCUGUGUACGUGUUGUGUAAAGUCUACACAUACAUAAGCAAAUAGAACAUUAGUAGGUAAGAGUAACAGGAUUUGUUACAAGUUCUUGUCCUUGUUAGGGCCUUGUACACACACACUUCAGACGGCUAUUUAUUGAUCCAGGCAAAGUAAUUAACCAUGCUUGGGUUUGCUUUUUGGGUUGAUUAGGUUAACAAUAUAUUGAAAAUGUUGUUGCCAGAUCUCAGGUGCCUCUCAUGAGGACAGCAGACAUCAAUUACAUGUAGAAGCUCCCAGGUUGGGAAUGGGAGUGUCAGAGUACAGACUUGUGUGCAUUGUUGCUGCUGAUUGUGAGUUUACAACUUUACCUUUGUGCACACCUGAUACUAGUACAGUUAAUACUUCCGGCUGUACACGUAAAAACUUCGUGGAUAUUUAUGGGCAUUUUGGCUCUUGGGGUCUACUGCAAGAGUGAAUGAUACCUGCAGUACUUCAAACCACUUUUCCUCCUUUUUGUGGGAUGAAGUCUCAUUUGCAUUAUUUUGUGCCAGGAUUUUCCUGUAGCUGAGGUUUGAUAACAGGAAGCCCUCAUCACUCCGGACUCCUGAGUCUUCACAAACCAAAACUCCAUGUUGUCUGUAUCCAAAUUAAGUCCAAUAAAUGCCA
Messenger RNA from Dipodomys ordii (Ord's kangaroo rat), 3621 nucleotides. It is a transcript of the gene Prr5l, whose product is annotated as proline rich 5 like. The coding region runs from base 195 to 1298 and encodes 367 amino acids. The record is from RefSeq and is a predicted model, not a curated record. The transcript has 9 exons. Gene Ontology annotation, cellular component: TORC2 complex. Gene Ontology annotation, biological process: TORC2 signaling. NCBI's taxonomy places the organism in Eukaryota, Metazoa, Chordata, Mammalia, Rodentia, Heteromyidae.